GGCGCUAAACUUUUUGUGUUUACAAAAUUUUUGGAAAAAUUUCUUGCUGUUCAUAGAUUAUAUUUAUUAUGUCAUCUUUAAGAAAAUCAGUUUUGAAAAAAUCGCUUAGAAACUCUGAGAAACCUUCAGAUAAAAAUGAAAGAAGUGCUUUAGAUAAGGAAUUGAAAGGGAAAGAAAACAAUGAAAACAGAAAAUUGGAACUUUCGAAGUUUUCACAUCAAUCAUUGGUGGAUAUUGUUGUUGAGUGCGAGCUAAAAUAUAAAAGAUUAUGUUCUAUUGUAGAACAAAUGAAAUCUGAGGUCAAUGAGUUAAGAAACAUGCAUGUAAAUGAAAGAGCAGGAUUGGUUGAGACAAAAAAAAAGCUGCUUGAAAAUAUUUUUGUAGUAGAAACAGAAAAAUUUGCAAUUCAGGAUAAAAAUCGUGAGCUAAGUGAUCAAGUUGAACAACUCACAAGUCAAGUUGAGACACUAAAAAAGCAAAUAGAUGAAUAUCAAGCUAAGUCUUAUAAGGCAAUCCAAGACAAAAGUUUUUCUAGUAAAACAACUACUCCUCAAUGUCUUUCACGGGCAAACCGACGAAAAGUUAUUUACGAGAAGCUAUUUGUUGCACCUAUUAAAACUUCAAAAGAGUUAAUUUAUGAAAAUGCUAUAUUAGACCUGCAAGAGAUUCUUGAUUUCUAUUCACUACUGACCGGAAUAUCUGUUUGGAUAGAUUCAAGCCUAAACGAAGAAAUUUGCGAACAAGAUAUACCAAAUAAAUGCUUUUUUAACUGUAGAGUUCAAUUCAUUAAUUCACCGAUAAAUGGACACGAGUUUGGGAUGGUUAUGGAUUACACUGAUAAUAGUUUUGUGUUUGAACCAAAUAAAUUGGAAUCUAACCAAAACUUUCGCGAUAUCCUACCGCAAGUUUUUUUAUCGGAAUCAAAAUAUAAUAUUGACGAUGGAUUUUUGUUUUUAAAAUGGUAUUUUACACAGCUCUCCAAUGUUAAAUAAAUUCAACCUCUCGAUAUAAACUAUGCAACUUUUA
Hydra vulgaris (swiftwater hydra) is the source of this 1026-nucleotide messenger RNA. RefSeq lists its product as uncharacterized. NCBI's taxonomy places the organism in Eukaryota, Metazoa, Cnidaria, Hydrozoa, Anthoathecata, Hydridae. The record is from RefSeq and is a predicted model, not a curated record.